This is a messenger RNA of Scleropages formosus (Asian bonytongue), 4082 nucleotides long. RefSeq names its product homeobox A4a (gene hoxa4a). Gene Ontology annotation, biological process: embryonic skeletal system morphogenesis; anterior/posterior pattern specification; positive regulation of transcription by RNA polymerase II. Gene Ontology annotation, molecular function: DNA-binding transcription factor activity, RNA polymerase II-specific; RNA polymerase II cis-regulatory region sequence-specific DNA binding. The transcript is spliced from 2 exons. The record is from RefSeq and is a predicted model, not a curated record. The coding region runs from base 2808 to 3545 and encodes 245 amino acids. Lineage: Eukaryota; Metazoa; Chordata; Actinopteri; Osteoglossiformes; Osteoglossidae. Gene Ontology annotation, cellular component: nucleoplasm; nucleus.
ACAACGUCUUUUAAGCUUCUAGACUACAACGACAGAGUCUUUCGUGGCUUUAAUUAAAAUUUUCUAUUACAGAAAUAAAUUAAACUGUCAGAAUUAUAAUUUACUCACGAAGUGAAUAAGUAGGUCAAAGACAUACGGAUAAAGGAUAUUAAAAUAGCCUAGGUAAACUAUGGAAGGCCACAAGAAAGCAAACAUUUAAUUAUAUUUAUUACGUCAAAAUAUUAGAAUAAUUAUAGUUCCGCUUCACAAGUGCGCUAAAAUAUCUGCGUAUAGAAGACAAAAUAUGUCUCAUUUUCUGACUUAUGGUUCAUCCAAUAAAGACGGAACGGGAGAGACAUUGGAGUACUGUAUAUUUACUUUGCCAAAAAUUGUCAUUAAUUUUCUUUCACCUUGUGCCAUUUUAAAGCGAGAUUUGUCAUCAGUGAGUAAUUACAAUAAACAUCGAUACCUAAUAUAUAUAAACUGUAGAUCAAGGCAAAGUUUUUGGUAAAACCGCUGGAAAGAUGCGCGGAAAGAGGGGUUUCCGAGGAGGCCCAAAUAACGAGAUAAAGUUCAUCAUGAGGAUGUAUAAUAGAUGUAAAUGGCUGUAAAAAUAAAUUUAUUACAGCCAUGUUUACAAUUAAUGGUAGUUAAAACAAGUAAAUUUUACAAUAGUACAAGCUGAAAUAUUCUCCAAAAAUAAAAAUUCUCUAAAAUAAAUAUGUGUGGUUAUGUUCAUAAGCGAUUUACAGGUUGACUUUUAGAAGCCAGACGGAUAUUAAUUAUAUUCUACUGUGAAUUUCUCCAUCGCUUCUAGCCCGAAAUAUUAACAAAUGGUUUAGGUUUUGAGUCUGACAGUUUUAUUUCCUAAUAUUUCCUCAUAUCAACGAAUAAACUGCUUUGGUGCAUUCGAAGGAGGUACAAGAAGAAUGAAAUGUGCAAUUGCGAAUGAAAAAGGCUUUUCUGGAGACUCCGUCCUUUUCCGAGACCCACCGGGCGCUGACCCUGCGCAGUCCUUCCUAUCUCCCCAAAGCCACAGAGCCUGGAAAGCGAAGUCCAAGUCUGAGGUGAAUUUCAGGUCACUGCGUCUAACAAAUAUGAAAAUGUCGCCUCCUGAAGGACACGCCUUGUUGUUUAACAAAGACUGUCAAUGUCCAAGAUUAAUAAGACCAAAAUGGCAAUGGUGUCACUUUUCGGUCAACGCUGAGUUAGGGGACGACCUUGCACACGGGAAAACGAACGUAUUUCUGAUUUUUUGUUUUCUUUUUUUUUGUUUAUCAAAAGUUGGGGGGGUGACCAGGGGUUUUCCCUCACGUGAGCAGAGGUGGACACCUGGGUCCGCAACCUGUCUCUGUGUCAAAGGAAAAGAAAGAGGCCGUAGAAGCAGGCAGUGAAAUAUGCGGAGAGAAUACUCUUUCGCCACACAUAACGGAAUUUGGGCAUAGACAUAGUUUUUGGCUCAAAUAAUAUAGAUAUUGAGGAUGGCCUAGAAUGAUAAGUUUUUGCUUUCGUCCUGCAAGAUCUAAAAUUUUGAUACAGUACUAAUUUGUUAAGGCUUCCUAUGCAAAAAGAUUCCUGUGAAUAUCAAAGACGGUCACCUCUUCAGUGUCUUUGACUUGUUAGAUAUGGCAGGAAAUACGAAAAUGAGAUAACGGAUGAUAUGAAAAAAGAAAUACAAAAAAUUCUGUUGACGUUUUAAAUCAGUGCUGACUAAUAUAUUAGCUUAUUAUUAGCUUUUUGUUAAAAGGCACGGACCUAUUUAAGAAAGUACUAUUUGUAUAUGUGGCAAUUCUGGCAAAUAAUAAAUGAACUCGGAGGCACUGCCCUUCUUAAUUAAAAUUAUUAUUAAAAUAAAUAAUAGAUGGAUUGACUAAUAUUUUGCAGUCAAAAUGUAGUUCGGUGUAUUAAAGAUUCACUGAUUAAAAACCUUAUCGCCAGACCCAUUAGUUUUCUUCUCGAGUGUGUGUGCUGUACAUGAGAGGAAUACUAACCUUUUCCAUGUUGCCCACGAGCAUCCAUGCCCUCCUUCACCUACCAUACUGUUCUGCACAGUAAAAUGUGUUCAGGUCUGAUGAACUGGCUUAUUCAGUCUGGCUGUAUAUAUUACAUUUGUAUUGACUGACCACCUCGAAAUACAUUGAAAUGCCAAGUGCAAUUUUUAUGUAGGAAAACUAGUGUGCAAUAGAGACAGAAAUGAAUAGGUGGAAUUAGAUGUGCACUAUGCACCAACCCUUGUGUUCAGUAAAGUGCAGCAGACAUGAUAUCAUAAUGCUGCAACUGGCCAUUUCUCUUUUAUUUUCCUAAAAUUUGUUACUUGGCUUCCAAACCUCCAUUUAAAGUUCCCCUUUCAUUUCGAGGUUUGUGCCUAUUGUAACACCAAGUUGUUUUGUGUGUGAUUUAUAUUAUACUCUAUUUUUAAAGCAGUUCAUUUGAUAAAGGGUGUUGGGAUUUAAAAUAUACAUGUAUAUUGUUUUGGGAAAAAAAAACUUCUUUUUGACAACAGAAAUGUUUGUUUAAUUCAAAUGACCGCUUAAAACGUAACACCGCAAAACACGAACGCCUGCAAUGAACGUUUUUGGCGUUUAUAUUUUCUUGUGGGUUUUAAUACAAUUUGCAAAGCGCCAAGGUUGAGCGGCCAAUUUCGUUUGGUUCACGGCUCGUUUUCUAUUGGUGUCUGUUUACACGAUGCCCACUGGAGAUUCCGUGAUUGGUGGACUCCGUCACGUGACCCCCCAACUUUGUACAUUUGACAGUGAGUAGGAGGGUUUUGUUGAGAUCAGAAAAACGAAAGCGCGAUAAAAAUUAGCAUUGUUGCACUUCACAAAUUAAUGGUCAUGAGUUCUUAUUUGAUAAAUUCCAACUACAUCGAACCGUCUUUCCCUCCGUGCGAGGAGUACCAGCAGAAUGGAUAUAUCUCGACCCCUUCUGACUACUACGAGCGGCCGAAAGAUCCAGGCUUUUCUCAUCACGAUGAGGCGCCGUAUCAGCGGUCAAACUACACGGAGCCAAACUAUGACUUCAGCGGCGCUGCUUCUAACGGGCUGGACGGUUUUCCCGAUGGAAGUCAUGUUCAACCCCAACACAUCCCUCAGAACCCGGGUCCCCAGCGGAUUCCCAGUGGUGAUGGUGUCGUAGCCGUUGCCAAGGACUGUAGCCUCCCCAACGAUACAUUCACAAACGCACAGAAGGCGAAAGAGCCCGUGGUCUACCCGUGGAUGAAAAAGGUGCACGUUAACACCGUCAAUUCCAGUUUCACUGGAGGAGUGCCCAAGAGGUCCCGCACCGCCUAUACCAGACAGCAGGCUCUAGAGCUCGAAAAAGAGUUCCAUUUUAACCGUUACCUAACUAGACGUCGACGUGUGGAGAUAGCGCACACUAUGUGUUUGUCUGAACGCCAGGUAAAGAUCUGGUUUCAGAAUCGAAGGAUGAAAUGGAAGAAAGAUCAUAAACUUCCAAACACUAAGGUCCGUUCGGCCGGCUCGUCGUCUGGAAACCAACAAAUCAAAUCGCCCUGUCAGCAGCAGCAACAGCAACUUGUUCCAGCGCCUUUGUCGGCGAGCCUAUAGUGACAGACAGCUACAGACAGCGCUUUGACCGAACUGACUGCAAAGACCGAUGUCAGAUUUGGACAGCACUUAAUAAUGAAUCGAUGGACCACUUCUCUUCUUUUUUUUUGUUUUUACUAGAGUAAUUAAUAGCACAUGCUUCAACUAUAGAAUAUGCAUAUAUUUCUCGCAUAAAUACAUAUAAGACUUAAGGUAUGAAGGACUUGAUGUGACAUCUGACAGCAAUUUUAUUGGAAAUACACGGAGAACUGAGGUGUACUGAUGAGAAAUGACAGUUUUAAUGUUUUGAAAACGGAGUUUAAAGUCAUGUCCAGGUGACUGCCCUAUGUAAACCAAGCAAAUCCUCUUAGUGGUUGUAUUAUGUGUGUUUGGUAGAGACGUAGCUCGUUUAGUGCGCUUGAAAAUCCUGUGUUUGUGUAGGCCUACCCGUGAGUGUGUGUUUUUGUGGAGCAGUGAUUCAGACUGUGAAUAUGUGUACCUGUGGUAUUAUGUCAUAUUGUUUAAAGAUAUUAUGUGUUAUAGUCUAUGCAAAAAACU